This is a messenger RNA of Corticium candelabrum, 9588 nucleotides long. RefSeq names its product cilia and flagella-associated protein 47-like. NCBI's taxonomy places the organism in Eukaryota, Metazoa, Porifera, Homoscleromorpha, Homosclerophorida, Plakinidae. Bases 1 to 9411 code for a protein of 3136 amino acids. The record is from RefSeq and is a predicted model, not a curated record. The transcript has 27 exons. Gene Ontology annotation, cellular component: cilium. Gene Ontology annotation, biological process: cilium assembly. Gene Ontology annotation, molecular function: protein binding.
AUGGCAUACGGGCCCACGUCCGAGGUUGAGCAUCAGGAUCGACUUGUUGUGUUUGUGGACGAUGAAGAAGCUGUAGAAAUACCGUUGGUGGGCAUACCCCCUUGUCCGAAGCUUGAGGUUUAUGGACAGUUCACUGAUGGAUCACAAUCUGAUCUUGUUAACUUUGGGUUGGUUGUUGCUGAUGGUCAAGUCCUGACUGAGCACUUUUAUGUGAGAAAUAGAGGCAGAAGACCUGGAGAUUUCAGUAUUGCUUAUACAGGCAGUCAGCCACUGAAAGUUAUACCAAUCACUGGGACUCUAGAACCUGGGGAAUCAAUCAGAGUCAAAGUUGAGCUAAUAGCACAGAACCCGGGUGAACAUGUAGAAGAACUUAAUAUUACUUUUGAGGGAUCUCCUCUUGUAGUGGGUUAUGUUUACUCUCAAAUUGUGAAUCGUCACCUCAUGUUGUUUACUGGGGAUGGACAGAGGCUGUUGCGCCACAUUGCGUUUGGACCAGUUUACUAUGGGACUGAUGUAGAGCAGAUUGCUUUGCUGGGUAACAACAGUCCCAAUCCUGUCAGCUUUGUAGCUGUGUUGGAGGAAGGAGCUGCAGGAGAAGAAACGGGUGAUGGUCCAGUUCGAACUGCAACUGAAGCUACUGCUACGGCUGUGCCCGGUGAAUAUGGCAACUCCAGCUUGUUGUCAUCUCUUGUCACCAUGCAUCCCAACCAAGGGACAAUAGGUCCAUACUGCAAGGUGCCUGUUACUUUCAAGUUUAGUCCACGCUUUAUUAGAUCAUCAGUUGGCUGGAGUCACAGUCAGAGACUACCUGCUAGACGAGAUUAUGCAUUAUUCAUGCAUAUAGAACCAUUAGGAGUUGAAACAGACACAUCAGUGAGAGGUGGGGAUGACCCACGUGUCGAAGUAGCUGUCACUGGCAUAGCUCUUCCUGUACAGGUCAGCAUAUCUCAACAGACAUUUGACUUUGGUGAGUGUGCAACAGGAGAUGAUGUGUCCAUUCUUGCAACAAUCCAGAACGAAUCUCCUCUUCUUUCAGCUGCCUUUUCUGUACCACAUGUUGCUCACUUCAAAGCAAAGCCAAGCCAAGGUGUUUUAUCUCCUGGUCAGAAAGCUGAUAUUUUGUUCACAUUUUGUCCAAGCCAAAUGGGCCAUUUGAAAACCAAACUUCAUGUUCAUGUACAUAGUGUUCAACGUGUUUCUGAUCAGUCAGCAUCGGUUAUUUUAAUUCCAAUUUCUGUCUCAGGAAGAUGCACAAAGAUCCAAAAACGUUCUUUGAAAACGGCUAACAAAUCUGGAGAGAAACUGGAAGUUAACAGAAUGUUAGUAGAUGUUGCAGUUACUGAUGACAGUGCUGCCAGGUUUUCUCCUCGUGCUACAGCAUGUCAAAUUCGUCUGUCACCAACUCAUGUUGAAGUUCCAGGUGUGUCACACUCUUUAGACUUUGAAAAAGCACCAGAAUCGAAGUUGGGUGUCCAAAAGGCUCUUCCUGAUGACUUGGCUUCAAGUGUGCGUCCCCACAAUCGAUUGGAGAAGAUUGCAACUCCAUUUACUGGCGUAGAGCGAUACACAUACAUUGAUUCUGACUAUACAUACAGUCCAGAUGAAGCAGAAUUAAAGAAACAACACAAACAGCAAUACAUUGAUUUUAUACAGACAAGACACUCAGGCAGAAAGAAAGACAAAGCUGAAGGGCAAAAAAGCAAAGUUGAUCAUCACGUAGAUCUAGGGAUGCAACCAUCGUCAGGCCUUCAACCUCCGAUUAUCAAGCAGGAUACGUCUGAAGUACAACAAGAAUUAGAUGACCAUGGAGAAGAGGCAAGGCUUAUGACAUCUACACAGUUGGCUGCUUCACAAUCUGCUGCUUAUAGUAACAUUGUCAAUGGAGGAUUAAAUGCCAUUCCCUUGACUACAAUCGAAAUUGCUGAUUGUCAAAGGGUGUUGUCACCUGCACAGUUGCGGUGUAUUCAGAUCAAUCCAAAGAUUAUAGAUUUUGGUCAGGUUUGUAUGCGGUCGGUCACAACGCUUUCUGUUAAUGUAUCCAAUGCUCUUGAUCAAUUCAUUCACAUUGUGGCCUCAGUAGACUGCAGUGAACUUCGACAGUCGUCUCCUCUCUCUCAAGUUGUUCCUCCGAGCACAACAGCAAAGCUUCCUUUAGCUUUUGAAUCACACAAGGUUGGUUCCUUCCACCGUAGUGUUCGCUAUGUAAUUAAUGGACAUCAUGAAGGCCACCUGAUAGUUCAUGCUGAUGUUGUUAGUGCUGGCCUUCAUUUGUCAAAAUAUAAGGUUCUACUACAACCACAAACAGGACGGCCGCCAAACGAUACAUAUCAAGGUAUUGUUACUCUCGAGAACAAGAAAAACCUUGCUGCUGAGUUUGGGUGGAUUGAUUCAAGUGAUAUUGACAUGGAUAAACCACAGUAUUUUAAUGUACUGCCAGCUCAUGGUGUUGUUGAGCCACACAAACAGCUGUGUUGUCUUGUGACUUACCAGCCAACAUUUGACUCUCUAUUGGAAGGCAGCGUAGUAGCCCAAGUGAAAGAUGGUAAUCGCUUGACUGUUCGCUGUCACGUUGAACUGGGCUUUCCACAAUGUCAGUUUAAAGAUCGACGUUUAUUGUUUGGAUCUGUUCCGUUGUCUCUUACUACGACUCGUACAACAUUGAUAGAAAACACAGGAGAUUGCCAUGCAUUUUUCAAAGUCUCAAACACGAGUCCUUACCCAGGGAUGAAUAUUACUCCAGUUACUGGUUGUAUCCCUGUGGGUGGAUCUGUCCAGCUUCAUGUUCAACUGGACCCACGAGUAGCCGGAAAGUUUGACACGUGGAUCAAUGUCAGUCUUCGUAAGGCAAAGCAGAUAUCAUUACGAGUAGCCGGAUCAGUAGAGAUGCCAUCUGUUGCAGUGAAGUUGGAUAUGUUUCGGUUUGGUGGUGUUUAUUGUGGUUCUGUAGCUCGGCAGAAGUUCCAGCUUGUGAAUUGUAGUGCAGUGAGAGCUCGGGUGAUGUUUGAUCUUUCACAGUUUAGAGAUUUUGGAGUGCAAUUGCCACGACGAGAUGUUCAACUAGAUGGAAAUUAUAUCGAUUCUAAGGAAAAUUUGUAUGUGUGCAACCUCAGUGCUAGUGAAACAGCAAAAUGUGAACUCAUAUUUCUUCCCAAGCAAGUUGCUGCUUAUGACUUUAUCCUUCCUGUGACUGUCAACGGCAUGGAACCUCCACCAGCUCCACAUUCACCGUGGCCUCCUUCUCCGACUCAAUCACGUCAGGGAAUCCUAAGAGACAUUGGACAAGAAGAAGAAGAGAGGACAAGUGAUAGGCAAACAGAGCCAACGCCAAAGAGGCGAGUCAUUGGAACUGCUUUGAGUCCUCCAUUGACUAUUGACAAAACAAGAUUAGAAAUCAGUCUUCCUUCUGGGUAUCUUGACAUGCAUGUUGCAAAUGUGCCAAUGGAGAACUUUGAGCUAACGAAUGUUAGUCAAAAGACAGUCAACUGGUGGUUUGAUUUGAGUCAAGGAGGUGAGGCUGUUGAGAAAAGCAUAUUUCAAUUUAUACAGAGAAACAACAUGAGUCCUCUCCCUAUGUUGGAUGGAAAUCAUCCAGAACGAGUAGGAAGAGCUCUAGAACCUGGAGAGUCUUUGACAGUUGCAGUCACAUUCUGCCCACCCAUGCCGGGACAGUUCAAAGCAACCAUUCCUUUGCUAUUGCAUGGUGACUCACUUUGUCCAUACAGAGUAAUUGAGCUUCGUGGAUCAUUGUUGUCAUCUCGUCUGUUGUUUGAUCCGCCAAGCCUUUCUUUGAUGCCCGUCCCACUUGGUGUUAGAAUAGCAACAGAACUAGCAAUUCAGGCCACAGGCUUUCCAAAUGGGACUGAACUGAUGGUUUCUCCUCCUGAUUUAAGUGAUAUGACUGAUGAUAAGCAGGCUAUUGAGCUGCGAGUUACUUUCAUGAAUGGCAGUACCAUUGAGCCUUGCAGUGAUAAAUCUCCGUAUGAACUGCAAUGUCUAGUGGAGUUCUCGUCACGAGAACCAAUAGCAUAUGCUGGAAAUGUAACUUUCAGUGACAACAGAGGCAACAUAUACAUUCUUCCAAUCUCAGUUUCUGCAGAUAACUGCAUUCUUACUGUUUACUCGUAUCUUGCUGCUAAUCGCCAUCAGUGCCAACUAAUACGGCAGCCACCAUCUCCAAAUCAACAAGCUGAUGGUGAGUCUGACACUCGAUAUGCCACUGCAAACGAUACAGGUCUACGCUUUCACUGCCCAACUGGUGAAGUUGUAUUACGACCUCUUUCAAUGUCUGAAGUUGGCAGCAUCACUCGAGCUUCCACUGUUGCAUCUGCAUCUCAGUUUGCUGCUGAAAGCAGUUCUGUAUCAGCAAGAGAGGGGUUUACAUAUACAUCCAUAGCUAGCAGUACAUCUUCAGCUGAGCUGACAGUUGGUACACCGCGUGAAGGAGCAAGGAACUUGCCUGGUGGGCCGGCUGGAAAUGCAGUUAUUAGCGAUGUUGAAAUUGCAGCCGACCAUAGAAAGAUGGACUCAUUUGUGUCUAUGGACUUUUCUGAAGAGCGUCAGUUUCUGAUUGAUGUUCGCGCUGGUGUGGAGCGUUGGUUUAGUUCUAAUGGAUGGCCUGGGCAUUAUCGUCCUGUUGAUCUUCCUAGUUCACUUCGUGCUUCAUUGACAAGUGAUGGAGGCCACCAACCUUCAAAGGGUGAUGAGGCUUUUAAAGCUGGAAGGUGGAAGACAGGAGGCAGCAAGAGAUCAGCAAAUACUAUGUUUGACUGUGUGGCUUACCUCUGUGGCACUGCAAUUCCUGGAAUUCCAAUUAACUCACCAUUGCCAUCAGAUCCAAGUGAAAGGGCCAAACAUGCUCACUGGCUGUACACCACUCUUCUUGCUUUUCUCAAGUCACAAGGUGCUCAACUGUCUUCCAUAGAACCAGAAACAUUGCUUGCUUUUGACGACUUUCGAUGUUGGCAUCUAAUCCAGUUGCAGCUCAGUGGACGUCGUGAACCUCGUGACAUUCUACAAGAAGAGGAAGAAGACAAAUACAUACGGUCUCAGUUUGAUCACAUCUCAACUCAUGCAUGGAUGACUUUAUUGCUGCAAACACUGAAGGUUUUUGUGUUAGCUAGUGUAGCAGCUCGUCCUGCCACUUUGCCAUCUGUGAGCACUGUGUCUGUUGACAUAGAUCUCAAUCCUUUGCGGAGCAAUAUUUAUGGCACAGCUGAACGUGUUCUGUUGGAAUGGCUCAACAGAUUGUAUCAAGAGCAGAAGAAUCAGUUGUUUAGUCAUUUACCAGAGGGUGAAAGACCGACAGCUCGUUGGAUUGUGAACUUUGAUGUUGAUUUUAUUGAUGGUUUGGUCAUUGGCACAUGUCUUUCUGCAUAUGCUCCUUUUCUGAUUGGAAGUCACUUAAGACUGAUGUAUCCUCGACCAGUAACAUCAGAGGAAUGCCUCCACAAUGUCUUGCUGGUUCUUGAAGCUCUUCGAGCUCUUGACUUUGAGUAUGACAUCCAAGCUGAUGAUUUUCGUGUGCCAAAUCCCAUCUUAAUUCUUCUGUUCUGUUGCUUUUUAUACAAUUAUCUACCAUCGUAUCUACCCAAAUCAACUAUCAAUUUUGAAACCGGUUUGAACUCUGUUGUUCAACAUCAAGUCAAGCUGAGAAACCCAAUGAAGAAAUUGAUGCAUUACAAUGUGAAGAUUCUUGGCCCAGGAGCUUCAAGUUUUAGGCUACCUAAUGGCAAUUCAAUUCAGGUUCCUUCUCAGAAGAGCAUUUUUGUUCCUGUUGAAUACAUUAGUCUCAGUCUUACCAACAUGAAGGCAAGCCUGCUCUUCACCAGUCGUCGAGGAAGUGGAGCUCAUGGCAGGACUUUGGUUUUCAACAUGUCUGCUUCAAUCAGCAAAGUGGAACCAAUGGUCUCUAUUAGUUGCCAGUCUGUUUUAUAUGAGAAAUGUUGGGUCGAUGUUGAAGUGGCCAAUCCAUUUCCAGUUCCUGGAGACUUUUCUGUUAUUCUAGUUGAAGAUAAGAAAACUGUUCAAGAUUUAUAUAAUGAAAGGCAAAUGAAAUCUUCAACAGUUGCAACUUCAAUGUCAACUGCAUCUUAUAAACAAGAGCUCUGCUCUGCUUUCUUUUGUUCUCACCAAAACAUUUACCUUGAAGCUCAAAGCACUGGGAGACUACAUGUCGUCUUUUUGCCUGUCCAUCUUACCAAGCGUCAUUGCUCUCUCUUGUUUUCAUGCAGCUCUGUUGGGGAGUUUGUGUAUUCUAUCAAUGGUGAUGUUACUCUUCCUCGCCCUGCCCAAUUGCCGGCAGGUCCUUCAUCAAGUCGAUCUGUUCGAAUCAGCAGUGCUGCAUUAUAUAGUCGAUCUCGAGCAGGCAUUUACACUGACAGUAAGUCUGUCAGUGUGUGGCGUUGUCAAACACAAGACAAGAUUCAAGAAGAAGUUGUUAUUCCUUUAGUCAAUUCAGCAAAGGAUAAAGCUUUAUUUCAUGUCACACAGCUGGGAAUGUCUACUAAAGAAGUAGAACGACGGAAGCUGACAGGAACAAUGGCAGUUGCUGCAAUUACAAAGUCAUUAUCAGCAAUGAUGUUUGAUACAGAAGUGAAAGAACUACCAGACAAACCAUUGCAAACAACAGUCUUUCAUGUAACUUCAAGCUCAAAAUAUUUUCAUGUUCCUGACAGGCUUACUGUUUCUGCUCCAACUGAUGAGUCAAGUAGAAUGACUGGACAGUCUAAGGCGUCUACAUGUUUGCAAAUUCAAUUUAGCGCAAAAGUUCCAGGCCACUAUCCUUGCCAAAUUGUUCUUUGGUCACCUCAUGAUGUCCGCGUGUUUCAUAUUGAGUGCAUUGUUAGUCAGGGAGGCAUUCAGGCAGAAUUGGAGUUUACUACAUCAGCACUUCUGCAUGUUUCUCAAAACAUACCUGUUACUAAUGGCACUUCGUAUGAUUGGCAGCUUGAAGCUCAUUUGACAAGUGGUAUUGGAUUUUCUGGGCCUCCGACACUGUUGGUGAAGGCAUUAACUACCAGUUAUUAUUCACUGCAGUUUAGGCCAUUGGUAGAAGGAGAAGUUGAGGGCUUGCUAGUUUUGAAAAACACAGUAGAUGAAUGUGACUAUGGAUACUACAGGUUGUGUGGCAUUGCCAAGGCACCAGCUGCACUCGACAAUAUCACCAUUAACUGUCCAGCAAGGAAACUAAUUGUGCAAACUUUGAAAGUUCCAAAUUUGACAAACCAAGACCUGAACUUAAAGGUUUUAUCUGAUUUGUCUUUCAUUGCUGGUGAUCCGUACAUUAAUGUGCCUGCUGGUGAGACAUGUUUAUAUGAACUGUCUGUCUUUCCAAAACAGCGAGGUCGAUAUUCUGGUCCUGUGACAUUUACAGUAGAUAAGAGUGAUGAAAGAGAAAGCGUAGGAACUAAGAAUUAUCUAGUUUGGUACAACAUGGAUGUUACAGUGGAGUUGCCAGACCCAGAAAGCACUAUUCACUUGCGCUGUAAUGCACUUGAAGCUGUGCAAGUUGAUAUUCCGCUGACUAAUUAUGGCAAAGAGGAUGUUGAGUACAAUGCAGUGCUAGAAGGAUCUGGUCUGAGUGGCCCAUCAUUCAUCCGACUGGCAGCAGGAAGCCAAGAAAAUUAUCAACUGGUUUAUUUACCUAAAGUGGUUGGACAAGUUGAUGGAAAAUUGAUCUUGGAGAACAGAAAGACUUCUGGUGAAUUGUGGUAUGAUUUGAGUUUGACCACUUAUCCUCCAAAACAGCACAAUCUUCCCACAAUGCAGUGUGAGCUGGCAAAGGUAUCAGUGCAGCCAAUCAACUUGUCUAACCCUUUGGAUGAACCAUUAGUUCUUUCAUGUCGACUUUCCAAUCUUGCAAAUUUUUGUUUGCAAACAAAGGCAGAUGGAACAGUUUUGAUUCCACCGCUUUCAAGUAUUGAUGUUCCUCUUGAGUUCAGUCCAUCAUCUCUUGGGGAUGCAAACCAUCAGUGUGAGAUAACGUUCAGUAGCAAACAGUUGGGUGACUGGACUUUCUCUGUGAAGGGCAUUGGCCUAUCUUCUCAAUCUCAUCAUAUUAUAUAUAUUCGAGCUCCAGUUAGUUUCUGUGCCACUUCUGUUGUGCAGUUUGUCAACCCUCUUGAUCACACGAUUCAUGUUGAUGUUUCCUUGCAAUCAGAAAGGGCAAAUGAAGACGAUGGAGACGUGCUGAGUCCUUCCAAGAUUGAUGCUCUUUCUAAGUUCUGUCUCAGUCUUUCUGAAUGCAUUGUUGGCCCCAAGCAACACAUAGACAUACCAGUUUCGUUUGCUCCAAAUAUUAUGUGUGUAGAACAUGCUGAGCUACUGAUAAGUGCCAGUCGGCUCGAUGGCAGGUUGUGGGACAGCACUUGGCUUGAUGCUGCUCGUAGAGCUGAUUCUGUUUCACAAGGUCAAACGCUUAGGUGCUCAGAUGUUUCUGCCAAUGAAAAUAUGCGUUACCUUUGUUGGUUUUUCCGACUGUGUGGCUUACCAGAAAUGAGUGCAUUUAAUCCCAAGCAGGGUCCACUGUUGCGAUGUCCAUCCAGGCAGCGACUUGAAGAGAGGAUAGAAGUUUGUUUGAUUAACAAGCCACCAAGCGCAGACAACUAUAUUGCAGCAAUAGCAAAGCCAAUUAUUGUAACUAACGGUCAGGAACAAGUUAAAACACCAGAAACAGUGUCAGACCUAACAUUGAGUGAGUAUAGCAGCAUGUCACAACAGUUUACUUAUCGUAUUGUGUCGGGAACACAAGGAGAAGAAGAGAGUAGUGUUGGAGUGAAUUUAGUGAGACGACGAUUUGACACUGCGGCCAAAGCUGUUGUCUUGCAAUUCAAUGUUGUCUUUGCUCCAUCCAAACCAUUCAAGCACAUGGUUCACCUGGAGAUAUUUAGUGCUGAGGGGGGCAUAUGGCGUUUUCCCAUUCGAUUACAUGCAACUCAAACCAAAGCUGAUGACAGUCUGGUUAUUGAAGCUAAAGGCUUGAACAAAGAAGCUUGUGUUGCUUUUCGUCUUAACAGCCAAGCACAACACCCUGUCCCAUACAAGGCUUUCUUUACUGAAGACUCUGACCUUGCAUUUACAGUUUAUCCUCGAGUGGGUGAGCUGAUGCCAGCCAGCAGCAAUGGCACUUGCAUUCAAGUGUCAUAUACGCCACAAGUUUAUGGAAAGCCUCAUCAAGCUCGACUGCUGAUAAAGACUGGAACUAUGCAGUGGACAUAUGAUAUUAUUGGGAAACUUCCAGACUACUGUCCUCCUCAUCUUGUUAGACAUGAUGGCUCAAUGCAUUGGCACAGAGAUCCUAUCAUGCGAAAUCCUUGUCGAAACUAUGUCAGAGAAAAUUUAGAAGUAAGACACACUGGCAUUUCAUCUAGUUUGAAAGGAAGCCCUUUGCUUGUUUAUCCAACUCGGAAAUGAAAACAAUACAUAGUUUAUAAAUUGUGUGUAGUGUUAGAACGUACUGUAAAAGACAUGUUCUGAGUAUACAAUGUAAGAUGUCAUGCAAACUAUCUAUAAGUUCUAGUAUUUAUUGCUGUUGCUGUCCUGUGGCUACUAUCAACUUGAGUCAUGUGUUACUACACAAUAUGUGUUAGA